GCGGGGGAGGCGGCAGCCGCCGGCGCCUUUCGCCGCUCGCUGCCUCGGCGCUGCCAUGGCUCUGCUCCGCUGCGGCCCGGCCUGGUGGCGUCUCCUCUCCUUGGCGGCGCUCGGCCCCGUCCUCUGCGGCGCGCCGGGCCGGGCCGAGCCGCAGCCGGCGCCGGGCCCGGCCGCGGAGCCGGAGGCGGACCCGCACGGGCGGCACCUCUACAGCGCGGAGAUGCUGCGGCACGGCGCCGCCGCCGCCCCCCACUUCGUCAUGUUCUUCGCCCCGUGGUGUGGACAUUGUCAGCGUCUGCAACCUACCUGGAAUGAUUUAGGAGAUAAAUACAACAGUAUGGAAAACCCACAGGUCUACGUUGUUAAAGUGGAUUGUACUGUAGAUAUUCCGUUGUGCUCUGAAUUUGGUGUUCGAGGAUACCCAACCCUGAAACUGCUUAAACCAGGACAAGAACCUCUGAAAUACCAAGGUCCUAGAGACUUCCAGGCAUUGGAAAACUGGAUGUUGGAGAAACUAAAUGAGGAACCAGCUGAUCUAGAAUCUGAUGUGAAGCCACCAAAAGCACCUGAGCCCAAGCAGGGACUGUAUGAACUCUCAGCAGACAAUUUCAAGAUGCACAUAGCAGAAGGUAAUCACUUUAUCAAAUUCUUUGCCCCUUGGUGUGGUCAUUGCAAGGCUUUGGCCCCAACAUGGGAACAGCUGGCUCUUGCAUUUGAACAUUCGGAAACUGUCAAGAUUGGCAAGGUUGAUUGUACCCAGCAUUAUGAAGUCUGCUCUGAAAACCAAGUUCGUGGCUAUCCCACUCUCCUCUGGUUUAGGGAUGGUGAAAAGGGUGACCAGUACAAAGGAAAGAGGGACUUCGAUUCCUUAAAGGAAUAUGUGGAUUCCCAACUACAGAGCUCUCAGAAAGAGCCACCAGCCGAUAAACCCACUGAAGCUCCACAGCCACCUGCAGAAUCUGCGCGGGCUGAGGCUUCAGUGCUCUCCCUCUCUGAAAAAGACUUUGAUGAAACGAUUGCUAAAGGGAUCACUUUUAUUAAAUUCUAUGCUCCAUGGUGUGGCCACUGUAAGAACUUGGCUCCAACUUGGGAGAACCUUGCCAAGGAGCAAUUUCCAGGUUUGACUGAUGUGAAAAUAGCAAAAGUAGACUGCACUGUGGAACGUAACGUCUGCAGUAGAUUUUCUGUACGUGGUUAUCCUACGCUUCUGCUUUUCCGAGGUGGAAAGAAAGUCAGUGAACAUAAUGGAACAAGAGAUCUGGAAGCACUGCAUAGCUUUGUCUUGCGUCAGGCAAGGGAUGAAUUGUAAUAAAAGUCUGGAUGCUCCAUCCCUGGCUGUCUUGUUAAGGGAUUAGUGGAGGGAUUUUAAAUCUUUGCCGAUUUUCAAAUAGUGUAUGGGAGUAUUGGGGCAUUUUUUUUUCUUUUUGAAGGGGGAAAUUGAAUAUAUUAAACAUUGGUAUCUUCCCUGUGUGUGUGUGUUAAA
This is a messenger RNA of Rhea pennata, 1483 nucleotides long. It is a transcript of the gene TXNDC5, whose product is annotated as thioredoxin domain containing 5. Gene Ontology annotation, cellular component: endoplasmic reticulum. The transcript has 10 exons. NCBI's taxonomy places the organism in Eukaryota, Metazoa, Chordata, Aves, Rheiformes, Rheidae. Gene Ontology annotation, biological process: protein folding. Bases 56 to 1309 code for a protein of 417 amino acids. The record is from RefSeq and is a predicted model, not a curated record. Gene Ontology annotation, molecular function: protein disulfide isomerase activity.